Molecule: messenger RNA, 1006 nt
Organism: Aureobasidium pullulans EXF-150
Lineage: Eukaryota; Fungi; Ascomycota; Dothideomycetes; Dothideales; Saccotheciaceae
Product: NAD(P)-binding protein
Exons: 7
Coding region: 51-821 (256 amino acids)
Molecular function (GO): oxidoreductase activity, acting on the CH-OH group of donors, NAD or NADP as acceptor
Source: RefSeq, a predicted model, not a curated record
CCAGGAUCUGAAGCCUUCACUACUUUAGGGCCAAUAUUCUUCGUCAAAACAUGAACCAAAUACCCGAGAUUCUGUAUGGCAAGACCGGACAGAAAACUUGGUGUAUCGUUGGUGCAUCCAGAGGCAUAGGUUUGGAGUUUGUGCGACAGUUGAUCGCUCGUGAAGACCGCAUAUUCGCAACAGUCCGCGACGUCGCCGCCGUUCAUGCAUCCGGGCUUUGGGCGCAGGCAGGAAACGAUCAUGGCAGAUGUCAGAUGUUGAUCUGCGAUGUCCUAUCAGAACAAAGCAUAAAUAGUUUCGUCACUCAGCUCGCCGCUAUACCAAACCUGAAGUUAGAUUAUGUCGUGAUUAAUGCUGGUGUUUUGAGAUACCCGAAUAGAGCGACCGAAUUUUCGUUCGACGAAUUCGCUUUCCACCUGCAUACCAAUACCAUUGGACCGAUCAUCACUGCUCAGAGACUCCUUCAGACAAUGAUUCCGAUUGGAACAAUUGUCUUCAUGUCCAGCGAUUCAGGUUCAGCACAACGGUUCCUGGAAAUGGAGGAUGGGUUCGCAGCUUACUCUGCAUCAAAAGCCGCGUUGAAUCAGGCGAUGCGGCAUAUGGCUGCCGAACUCAAGCGCAAAGACGACGAUACUAUCCUACUAGCAAUUCAUCCUGGAGAGGUCGCCACGGAUAUGGCAAACAUCGAUCUUGGAUGGGAAGUCGACGGCAUCAUGACGCCAGAAGAAUCAGUCUCUGCUAUGAUCAAGGUCAUCGAGAGCAAGGGUAUACAGCACAGCGGAACAUUCUGGACUUGGGAGAAUAAACAAUAUCCUUGGUGAGUGAGUGUUGGCAGAAUCAUUGUUGCGUGGCCCGGACCGAGUGACUCUACAAGGAUACAGCCCUUUGUAGACAAGAGCAGGGAAGCAAAGAAUCAAGGGCCGAGGAGAACACAAGAUGAUGGAUAUGAAACGCGACAAGAGGAUCGAAAAUAGGUAACCAUAAUGUUGAAUGUUUAACUCACGCU